This is a messenger RNA of Pelmatolapia mariae (spotted tilapia), 3298 nucleotides long. RefSeq names its product relaxin family peptide receptor 2a (gene rxfp2a). Gene Ontology annotation, biological process: hormone-mediated signaling pathway; adenylate cyclase-activating G protein-coupled receptor signaling pathway; activation of adenylate cyclase activity. The record is from RefSeq and is a predicted model, not a curated record. Bases 175 to 2415 code for a protein of 746 amino acids. The transcript is spliced from 20 exons. Gene Ontology annotation, cellular component: plasma membrane. NCBI's taxonomy places the organism in Eukaryota, Metazoa, Chordata, Actinopteri, Cichliformes, Cichlidae. Gene Ontology annotation, molecular function: protein binding; G protein-coupled peptide receptor activity.
CCGAUAGUAAUCCUACAUUUUGAGGGGUUUGUUUUUUUCUAAAUUCCACAUGUCGGACAUGCUCUGAGACACUGGUCGGACUCGCAUUUUACUCCUGUAUUUUAUUUGGCGACCUGCAGGUUAUUUUUAUUUGGCCGGAGCGCAGCGGGAGCAGGACAACCUCACAGCCUCAGGAUGAAUAUACCUGCAGUCAUGUUGCUCAUCCACUUGACCCACAAUCAUUUGAAAGCUCUGGAGACCAGCAGGGUGGAAGGAGGGGUUAGAUGCCCUCUUGGCCAAUUCCCAUGUGGAAACAUGAGUGAGUGCCUCCCUCAAGUUUUGCAGUGUAAUGGACACAAAGACUGUCCCAAUGGAGCUGAUGAGAGACAGUGUGGGGACAACAUCGGAUGGGCAGAUUUAUUUGCCCGCACACUACAGAAGACUAACCCUGUGGACCAGUACUUCCUCAAUGAGUGUUUAUUGCAGGAGUUUCCAGAGAGCUGUGACUGCAUACAGACAGAUGUUGAGUGCGUGGAGGUCAGCAUGCAGGAUGUUCCGUCGCUCUCGCCAAAUGUUACCUGGCUGUCCCUGAGGAGCAAUGAGAUCCGAGUGUUGUCCGAUUUUGUUUUCUCAGAAUACUCUGCCCUGGAGAGACUGUUUCUGCAGAACAACAGCCUCCACUUCAUAUCUAAGCAUGCAUUCAGCGGUCUGCACAAUCUAAAGAGGUUGUUUCUCAGUGAGAACUUAAUCUCCUUCCUCAGUCCCGGUGUGUUCAGGGAUCUAAAUCAAUUGGAGUGGCUGAUGUUGGACCAUAACCCGCUAAGCAGCUUGUCCCAGGACACCUUCACUGGGCUCCAGUCUCUCAUGUAUUUGUCCAUGGUGAACACUUCACUGCAGCAGCUUCCUCAUCCAAGCUUCUGUCAACACAUGCCUGCCUUGGACUGGCUGGAUCUUGAGGGAAACCAGAUUCAAACUCUUAACUACUCUAUCUUAAAGACAUGCAGCAAGCUUGAAGUUUUGUUACUGAUGGACAACAGGAUUACGACAAUUCCCGAAAACACCUUCCAGUCUCUGUGGAAGCUGGCCGAACUGGAUCUGUCUAGGAACAGGAUUAGGGAGCUGCCAAAAAACACCUUCAAGAGUCUCUCCAAAUCCCUCCUUAAACUAAAUAUCUCCCAUAAUCCUCUCCUCCGCAUUCAUCCAAGCCAUUUCCACCACCUGACACAUCUUCAGUCUCUAGCGCUGGAGGGAAUUGAGAUCGCAGAUAUUCAGACUAAGGUGUUUCUUCCCAUGAAGAACCUCUCCCACAUCUAUUUCAAGACGUUUCAGUACUGUUCCUAUGCACCUCAUGUGAGGUCCUGUAAACCCAACACAGAUGGCAUCUCUUCUUUUGAGGACCUCCUGGCUAACAUGGUGCUGCGGGUGUCUGUCUGGGUCAUGGCCUUCAUCACCUGCUUCGGUAACCUGUUUGUCAUCGGCAUGAGGUCGCUGAUUCGUGCUGAGAACAACCUGCAUGCUGCCUGCAUCAAAGUUCUCUGCUGUGCUGACUGCCUCAUGGGCGUGUACCUAUUUUUUGUUGGCGUAUCUGAUGUAAAAUUCCGCGGUCAGUACAACCGUAACGCCCUGCUGUGGAUGGAGAGUGCAGAGUGUCGGACCAUUGGAUUCCUGGCCAUGCUCUCCUCAGAGGUGUCUGUUCUCCUCCUGACCUACCUGACUCUGGAGAAGUUCCUUGUCAUUGUUUUCCCUUUUAGCAAUUUGCGCCCAGGCAAAUUUCAGACAGGGGUGGUCCUGGCUUCGAUCUGGUUGCUGGGGUUUAUUAUUGCAGCCGUGCCCCUAAUGAAUGAGGACGUCUUUGGGAACUACUACGGACGUAAUGGGGUCUGCUUUCCCCUGCACUCUGACAGGCAAGAAAAACCUACUGCCAAAGGAUAUUCCACAGGGAUUUUUCUGGGUCUAAACCUGGUGGCUUUCCUGGUGAUUGUAUUCUCCUACUCCAGUAUGUUCUGCUCCAUCUAUAAAACCGGCAUCAAUGCCACCGACCUGAGGAGCAGACUGCACAGAGAUGUGGCUGUGGCCAACAGGUUUUUCUUCAUCGUGUUCUCUGAUGCCCUCUGCUGGAUUCCUAUAUUUUUGGUGAAAGUCCUCUCGCUGCUGGAGGUGGAGAUACCUGGCACUAUCUCCAGCUGGGUUGUCAUCUUCAUCCUUCCCAUCAACAGUGCCUUGAACCCCAUCCUGUAUACCUUGACCACCAGCUUCUUCAGAGAGCAGGUGGAAGUUUUACUCUGUCACUGGCAGAGGAGACAUACAUUGAAGAAAGACCGCAAAAGCCUUACCUCGUCCACAAUCUUUAUGGAGACGUCACGGGGUCUGUGCUACCAGCAACCCGUUUACCUCCAGCAGGUGUCACUUAUAAGCACAGAUCCUCGCUAUGCCUGAUGAUGUAUUUGUAGAGAUACAGCAUUAUGUAAGCUACUAGUCCUUUUUUAUUGUUUUACUCCAUCUUUAAGAACAAAGCGUCAACAAGACUUCAACAGACUUUUGCUUGGAAAUAAUUAGCAGUCACUGUGCCGUCUCAUCACGCUCUGACAUUUAUAAACUGUGAUGACAACCCCAGAAACACACGCCAACCACCCUCAACAGAUGACUGCCUCAUCAUGCCAUUCAAGCUCCUUGUUGACUUUAUAUUUGCAAUGAAAUUUGAAAUGAAACCAUUUCCAUUUAUUCACUCACUUUCUUCCUUCCUUCUUCAUAAGGUGAUACAGGUACAUCCUGGAGAGUCAUGCAGAGGCAGACAUCCACCAAUGUUCACAUUCACACCCACAUCCAGGGUAGAAUCACCAAAUAUCCUAACAUGAAUAUAUUUGGACCCAAAUACAAAUAGUACCCAAAGAGAGCCCAUGCAGGCCAGACCUUUUUGCUUUGGGGCAAAAGACCUAACCACUGUAGCACUUUACCACUUGAAUUAAUAAAAUAUAACGAACAUAAUAUAAAAAUUCAAGAUCUUACAACUGGUCCAGUCAUAAUUUAGAAAAUAUACUGUUAAUGUCAAGCCAUCCUGAGGAUGGCACAGACCAUAAAACGGGUGUCAAACAUAGGGUCCAGGGGCUAGAACUGGCCAGGCAAAAACACCAAUCCCAUUGGAUUGCUUUGGGGAAAUUGAAGGAGAUCAUAAUUCUUGGACUUUUUACCAUACUUUCAUAAGUUUUACAGCUUUUUUCUACUGAUAAAGACCACGCUCCCCACUUCCUCCCAGUGAAAACAGAACUUUUCCUGGAAAUUAACAAUAGCUAUCUUUUUUAAUGAUAGUCUGGGCAAUGAG